Messenger RNA from Fusarium keratoplasticum, 1317 nucleotides. Its product is annotated as RNase H type-1 domain-containing protein. Gene Ontology annotation, molecular function: RNA-DNA hybrid ribonuclease activity; nucleic acid binding. The record is from RefSeq and is a predicted model, not a curated record. The coding region runs from base 1 to 1317 and encodes 438 amino acids. The transcript has 2 exons. Lineage: Eukaryota; Fungi; Ascomycota; Sordariomycetes; Hypocreales; Nectriaceae.
AUGUCCUUCGUCAAGGAAGCUAUUCGAGACCUCUGUGCCAAAGCUCAGGAUGUGUUUUCCCGUUCCGAGAGAGCCUGGCUCGCCGCGCGUGAGGCGUGGAACGAGGACCCCGAUACGCGGGCACAGAGUGACGGCACAAUCCUGACUGAACCCCAAGAGACUCCAGAAUCGACAGGCGGGCGCAUGGGCAGGAAGAACAAGAACAAGGCAGAAAAGGCAGAAAAGGGAAUGUGCAAGAAAAUGCGAGUUGGGUCAUCUGUCGACAUUUUCGUCAAACCACCGGAAAAGGCACUCGAGCGGGCACUUCUAUCGGACGGCGUACCGAGUGAUGCCUCGCGCUUGGUUCUCUGGACUGACGCUUCAGAAAAGCGUACCCCUAGCCACGCCUCCAGUCUCACAGGCAUAGCUGUGGUAUUCCGACACAAGUUCCACUGGGUACGAAUUACGGCCCGGUUGAACCAUUUCAACAACAUCGCCAUUGCAGAGACUCAGGCCAUUGUAUAUGCCCUUGACUAUGCAGUACAGCAGUCUGCACAACUAGGCGUUCCCUUGCGCCAAGUUGAGAUCUUCACUGACAGCCAGAGUGCGCUGAUGAACUUGGCAAGAACAAAGCCCCCAAAGCUCAAGCGCAAGACCCGCAAGGGGGCGCUCGAAGUCAACAAGGCACUACUCGAGUCAGCCAAGAAGGCAAUGGAUGCGCUGGAUGCAGCUGGUAUCGGUCUGGAGUUGCACUGGGUCCCGCGAGGCAAAGCCAAGGGGAACAAAGUUGCAGACGAGGGAUCACGGCUUGCAAGACUGGCAAUGGCAGACCUUGUAUUGCCUGAUCACGUUAUGAUCGAAGUCAUCCCAACUCUCGAUGACAAGGAAGUUCUCCAGGUGCCCGUAGAAGAGACACUUGCGUAUGCAAGAGCGACAUCUGCUCAUCGCCGACUCAUGGCGGAAGGAGUCGCAAAGAUGUUUACGUCGCAAGUCGAACCGCCGCCAAUCAAACCACCAUCCGGCAAACCGGCUUCGAUCGAAUCACCUGGUGCAACACACUCCCUCAUCCCGGACGCGGCGCUUUACCCGGUUGACCUGUUGGGGAUGAAGCCUGUGUCUGAGAAUCAGCCAAUGCUUGAAGUUCAACACCCAGCUAAGCCUGAGCCUGAACAACAACCCGAGAAGCAAGCAACAGCGCGAGUCGGACUUAACAUGCCACGACCCGAAGCGACAUUUGUCAGAGAUGUACAUGUCCCAGACCGUUGGGCCGCCCCUCAAUCCCCUCGCAGCGAUAGGGCUGAGGGAUGGCCCGAUGUCCGAGAUGCAUCUCGCUUCUGA